AUGUGCUACGACCGCUACAUGUCCAUCUGCAAACCCCUGCACUACGGGACCCUCCUGGGCAGCAGAGCUUGUGCCCACAUGGCAGCAGCUGCCUGGGCCAGUGCCUUUCUCAGUGCUCUCAUGCACACGGCCAAUACAUUUUCCCUGCCCCUGUGCCAUGGAAAUGCCCUGGGCCAGUUCUUCUGUGAAAUCCCACAGAUCCUUAAACUCUCCUGCUCCAAAUCCUACCUCAGGGAACUUGGGCUUCUUGCUGCUAGUGCCUGUUUAGCAUUUGGUUGUUUUGUGUUCAUUGUUUUCUCCUAUGUGCAGAUCUUCAGGGCCGUGCUGAGGAUCCCCUCUGAGCAGGGACGGCACAAAGCCUUUUCCACCUGCCUCCCUCACCUGGCUGUGGUCUCUCUGUUUCUCAGCACUGGCUGUUUUGCCCACCUGAAGCCCCCCUCCCUCUCCUCCCCAUCCCUGGAUCUGGCCCUGUCAGUUCUGUACUCAGUGGUGCCUCUAGCCCUGAACCCCCUCAUCUAC
Molecule: messenger RNA, 519 nt
Organism: Melozone crissalis (California towhee)
Lineage: Eukaryota; Metazoa; Chordata; Aves; Passeriformes; Passerellidae
Product: olfactory receptor 14J1-like
Exons: 1
Biological process (GO): G protein-coupled receptor signaling pathway
Cellular component (GO): membrane
Molecular function (GO): olfactory receptor activity
Source: RefSeq, a predicted model, not a curated record